AUGUGCAAGCCUCCUUUUCUGCCCCGCCGUCUGCGGUGGGGCUGCCGCCAGGAUGCACCUCUUCGUGAAGACCACCCUCUCGAGGUCGAACCCUCGGACAUGAUAGAGAACGUGAAGGCCAAGAUCCAGGACCAGGAGGGAAUUCCUCCUGCUCUACAGCGGCUGAUCUCUGCUGGCGAGCAGCUGGAAGGUAGACACACCUUGUCUGACCACAGCACUCAGAAGGCGUCCACUCUUCAGCGUGUGCUCAGACUUUGUGGCGGUGCGAAGAAAAGGAAGAAGUCUUACCCCACUGCCAAGAAGAACAAGCAUAAGAGAAGGAAAGUGAAGCUGGCCGUCUUAAAAUGCUGUAAGGUGGAUGAAAGUGCCAAAAUCAGCCGCCUUCGGCCCGAGUGCCCUUCGGACGCGUGUGGGGCCAGGGUUCUCAUGGCCAGCCACUGUGCGGUCUGA
Echinops telfairi (small Madagascar hedgehog) is the source of this 450-nucleotide messenger RNA. Its product is annotated as ubiquitin-40S ribosomal protein S27a-like. Lineage: Eukaryota; Metazoa; Chordata; Mammalia; Afrosoricida; Tenrecidae. The transcript has a single exon. Gene Ontology annotation, cellular component: ribosome; nucleus; cytoplasm. Gene Ontology annotation, biological process: translation; modification-dependent protein catabolic process; protein ubiquitination. The coding region runs from base 1 to 450 and encodes 149 amino acids. The record is from RefSeq and is a predicted model, not a curated record. Gene Ontology annotation, molecular function: ubiquitin protein ligase binding; structural constituent of ribosome; protein tag activity.